Messenger RNA from Thermothelomyces thermophilus ATCC 42464, 1569 nucleotides. RefSeq lists its product as uncharacterized. Lineage: Eukaryota; Fungi; Ascomycota; Sordariomycetes; Sordariales; Chaetomiaceae. Gene Ontology annotation, molecular function: aldehyde-lyase activity. Gene Ontology annotation, cellular component: cytoplasm. Bases 504 to 1403 code for a protein of 299 amino acids. The record is from RefSeq and is a predicted model, not a curated record. The transcript is spliced from 3 exons.
UAGGGGAUAAUCCACGUGUAACAGAUUGCAACUGAACAUAGCCGCUUCCUAUUGCUCCUAUCGUCGGGGUUUACCCCUAAUUAACUCCUUCCUUGGACCCGACAGGCCCGAGCAACGAGAGUAAUGGCCGGAAGGAGCUCCUCACUGAUUAUGUUUGGCUGAUGCCGGAUCUUACUUUACUUCGUGACGUGUACACGGGAGUUCCUGCCAUAAGGAGCUAGCAGGUGAACAGACCCUUCAAGGGAAGGGUCGCGGCGGCCGGGAGUGGGUUCCCAAGGUCAGAGUUGGGCAACCUGGAAGCCUUGAAAUGCUAUAUAAGAACCUUUUCACCUUUCUUCACAACCACCCGACAGGCAAAUCAUUCUUGCGCUCACAACAACGCUUUUCAAGGUCAGAGCACCGCAGCUCAGUCCAUAAUUAUUCGACCAGUGUCUUAGAACUGCAAGCUCUUCCCUCAGUUGCUACAGAUAAGGGUUACAGUAAUUACCACCGAGCUUUCCACCAUGGGUUCCAUGUUUCAAUCGAUUGCUCCCGGUCCCGAAGAAGGGAUGAGGGCGUACAUGGCGCCCUCUCUCUUCCAGCCGCACAAUGCUCGCCAGGCGAUCCGAGACGCGCACGAAAAAAAGAUUCCCGCCCUGAUCGGUUACUACGCCGGCCUUAGCUCCAUUCCCAUCACCCGCUACCUGGCGCCGAUGGGCUACGACGUGGUGUGGAUCGAUUGGGAACACACGUCCUGUGACGUCGAGACGAUGACUACGAUGGUCCACGAGACCAUGUUCAUGAGCGGCGGCCGCACCAUUCCUUUCGUCAGAGUACCCGGCCACGACCAUGCCGCCAUCGGCUUCGCCCUGGACGCCGGCGCGAGCAUCGUGAUUCCCCAGGUCGAGACGGUGGAACAGGCCAAGCACGUUGUGUCGUCGGCCAAGUUCGGCACCCGGCAGCGUGGCACCCGGUCGGCGCCCCCAUUCCGCCUGGUCCCCGGCCUCACCGACAUGGCGGCCGACGGUAAGCGCGACGUAUGGCAGAACUGGAACGACCAGGCCGCCAUCAUGAUACAGAUCGAAACGCUCGAGGGCAUCAACAACCUGGACGCCAUCCUGACCGAGGUGCCGGACAUCGACGUGGUGUGGCUCGGUAGUCUCGACUGCCGCAUCAGCAUGAACCUGCCGGCCAACUAUGGCCAGGGCGACGAGCCCGAGUGGAAGGCAGCCGUGGAGAAGUUCAACAGCACCGUCAAGAAGCACAACAAGCCCCGCGCCGGUUUCUGCCUCACCGGCGGUCAGGAUCUGGCCAAGAUGGCCGAGGACAACGCCCUGCUGAUCCACGCGGCUGACGUGCUCAAGUUGUAUGAGAUGGGGCCACAGCUGUUGGCGGCGAGGGAGGCCGUUGCUCUCAAGAAGUAAAUUGGCUAUAAACUCCGGGAAAAAAUUGGGUGACGUGUAAUUAAAGGCAGACGAUAAUUAAGUUGUAUUACAUGCUGUACAAUACAGCACAAUGGGGUCAGCCUAUUACCAGGCCCGAUCAUAACAAUGCUACAUGCUUUCGUAUAUAUUACUGCUGAGGUCAGGC